AUGUUCAAACAUUCGCCCGUUGCCCGGGACAACGAGCGCCUCGUUUAUGUCCUGCGGGAUUUAGUGUUAGGAGUUGUGGGGGUUCAGUUUCCAAGCGCAUGGCUUCGCAGCAUCACAGAACGGGUCAGGCUGGGAGGGACAUCUGCUCCAAACCCCCUGCUCCACCGGGGUCAUCCCAGAGCACGUGGCACAGGAUUGCGUCCAGACGAAUCAGGUGCUGUUUUCACAUUUGGGAGAAGCAAAUUUGCAGAAGAUGUUCCUAGCAAGUUCUGGUUCAAAAAUGACAAGCCUGUACUUAUAUCAUGUGGAGAUGAACAUACCGCUAUUAUUACAGGGAAAGGUAAACUAUACAUGUUCGGCAGUAACGACUGGGGCCAGUUAGGACUGGGAUCAAAGAGCACUGUCAGCAAACCAACAUGUGUUAAAGCUUUAAAACCAGAAAAACCAAAACUUGCUGUUUGUGGAAGAAAUCACACUUUAGUUUACACAGAAAAAGGAAAUGUGUAUGCUGCUGGAGGUAACAGUGAAGGUCAGCUGGGAUUAGGUGACACAGAAGAAAGGACCACAUUUCAUUUAGUAAGUUUUUUCACCAGCCAGCACAAGAUCAAGCAGCUAGCAGCUGGAUCAUACACCUCAGCAGCAGUAACUGAGGAUGGGCAGCUUUUUGUGUGGGGUGAUAAUUCAGAAGGUCAGAUUGGCUUGGCCAAUGAAUCCUGUGUCAGUGUCCCUUGUCGAGUGGAUGUUGGAAAACCUGUUUCCUCUGUAUCCUGUGGAUAUUAUCACUCUGCCUUGAUAACAGGAGAUGGUGAGCUCUAUACUUUUGGAGAACCUGCAAAUGGUAAACUGGGAUUAUUGCCUGAACAGCUGAAGAACAAUAGAGUCCCACAGCCUGUACUGGGAAUUAUGGAAAAAGUUAAUAAGGUUGCUUGUGGUGGAGAGCACACAGUGGUGCUGACAGAGACAGAUGUCUAUACUUUUGGACUUGGACAAUAUGGGCAGCUGGGCCAUGGUACUUUUGUUUUUGAAUCUUCAGUGCCGAAGUCUGUGAAACACUUGAAGAAGCAUAAAAUACGUAACGUUGCAUGUGGGGAAAAUCACACUGCUGUAAUAGCAGAGAAUGGCCUCAUGUUCACUUUUGGAGAUGGACGACAUGGCAAGCUGGGCUUUGGAGAAGAGAGUUUUACAAACCUGUUUGAUCCCACUCUGUGUUAUAAUUUCUUGAAGUUCACAGUGCUUUUGGUUGCUUGUGGUGGUUGUCACAUGCUGGUUUUUGCUGCUCCAAGACCUAAAGGAUCUGAAGAAAUACCCUUAGAAGAUUUAUAUGAGAAUCCUUUGACUGCUACUAUCCCUAAAAUGAGCGGGGACUUUGUACUGGCAGACACCUUACAGCUGUCAGCAGCACGAAUGCGACGUCGGGAGAGGGAAAGGUCACCAGAACAGUUUGUUCGAAUGGCACGAACUCUGCCUCCACUGGGAAAAAGCUUCUUAAAAUCUUCAUUGCCUGUGACAAGCAACACUACCCCAUUCAGUUUUUCUGCAACAAGUCUUCCUAAAGCUGAAUCUGUGGCAGAUGGAGACAGUGAAAAAGAAAAUGAUCAUCAAAGGGGUAAACCUGGUGAAGCCUCUACAGAAGAAGAUUCAGAUGAUGACAGUACUGACAGAAACCUUGGAGAUACAACUGACAUCCUAAAUAUGACACAUGCAAUGAAAUUGAAUCCCAGUGACUGGUCCAUAGAAUUAUCACCACUCCAGAAACAGAAGAAGAACAAUAAAAAUGUGAAACUGAAAAGAGAUGGUAAGGGUGGGCUGAAAACUAAGGAUUCUGAUUUCACAAAGGAGGUCUCAAAAUUAGACUCUGGCUCUUUACAAAAACAGUCCUCACUUUCAGAGUCACCAGGACAAGAUUUAGAAAAGAGUAGUGCCUUUGUAGGGAAGUCUGUGGCCAAAAAAAACCCAACAAAAGCUAAACCUGAGCAUACACAAAGUGUUAGUACUUUGAAGAGGGGUGUUCAACAAAUGACUAGGGACAAAAGCAGAUUAGUGAAAAGGCAAGAAGAAUAUGUGGAAAAUCCUGAAUUUUUCAGAGAGGAUGUAACUUAUAAUCUUCCAACUGAAAAUCAAAUUCUGUCUGAAAAACCAAAUUCUUCCAAUAAAAAAUCAAAAGCUGUUAAAUCUAAGCAAUCACUGAAAAUAGAGGUACUUCCUUCUGCAUCCAGGGAUCACCCCCAGACUGAUGAUUCCUUAGUUGUAGAAAAAUACAAUCUCGUUCAAAAGCAAGAAAGUCGAGAAGCAAUAAAAAGUCAAAACAAAAUAAAGGAUGUGGCUGAAAAAUCUGAGAAGUGUGAAAGAACGCACGUCAAAGGAGAAGAAAGUAGUGCAGAGAAGACAGAGAAGAUAGGGUUUAAAAUAUCUGUGACUAUGUCAUCGUCUUCAACUGAGGAAAGUAGUUACGAUCUUGAAAAGUAUGUGCUUAAGCGUAGGAAAAAAGAAGAGGACUACAGUGAAGACAGAGGCAUCCAGAGGGCAAGGAGAACAGUAGAAAAUGUGGAAGAUUUGGACUUAGAAAAAGAAGACAGUGAGAUUGAGGAGAUGCAAAUUAGAAACAAUGAGAAAGAAUGUGUAGAAGAGACUGAUUUAAAAAGCCAGAAUGAGGAAGAAACAAACUCUGAUGCUAAAUCUGAUGAAGAUGGGCAAUUAGAAAUUAAGAAUGGGGAGGAUUCUGAUCAAGAGCAGGAGGGUGAAGGCAGUGGAAAGGGUGAAAGUGAAAAAGAAAAAUUAGAUGAAACAAUUGACAGUGAAGGUAAACUAGGGGAGGAAGAAGAAGACAGUGAGUAUGAGAAAGGUAGAGAUGAAGUUUCAGUAGAAAAAGAUAAAGAUGAGGAGGAAAAAGAUAAUGAGGAAGAACAUGAAGGAGAGGAGUCACAGGCUGAGAGAGACAGUGAGAAUGAGGGUGCAGAGGAGGUUGAAGAGGUUAAUCAGGAAGAUGGAAAAGAUCAGGGAGAUGAGCAAGGCAGGUUGAUGAAGGAAGAAGAAAUGCUGAGUGAGGGAGAAAAGGAGGAUAUGGAGAAGUAUGCAAAAGAGGAAGGCACUGAAAAAGAAAAGGAGGAACAGGUUAAAAGUGAGGGAAGAAAUGAGAGUGAGGAAGGAGGUGAACAUAGAGAGGGGGAGGAAGAAAAAGAGAGGAAGGAAGAAGAUGUAUCUGAAGAAGAACAGGAAGAAGAAGAUAUGAGGACUAAGAAGGUGGAGGAGGAUGGAGUGGAAGAAGGAGAAGAGGGAGAGGGGGAUGAUGAAGUGGAACAGGAAAGAAAAGAUGAGGAGAAAGAAGGAACAGAGGCAGAAGCAGAAGGGGAAGAGGAUGGAGUGGAAGAAGGUGAAGAAGGGGAGGAUGAAGUUGAAGAGGAAAGAAAAGAUGAGGAGAAAAAAGAAGGAACAGAGGCAGAAGCAGAAGGGGAGGAGGAUGAAAUGGAAGAAGGAGAAGAAGGAGAGGAUGAAGGGGAAAGAAAAGAUGAGGAGAAAAAAGAAGGAACAGAGGCAGAAGCAGAAGGGGAGGAGGAUGGAGUGGAAGAAGGAGAAGAAGGGGAGGAUGAAGUUGAAGAGGAAGGAAAAGAUGAGGAGAAAAAAGAAGGAACAGGGCUAGAAGCAGAAGGGGAGGAGGGUGGAGAAAGUGAAAAGGAAGAAGAGGGGGGAAAUGAAGAAGAGGAAGAAGGGAUAGAAGAAGAUGGGGGAGUGGGGGAGGAAAAAGAAGAGGGAGUUGAAGAAGAUGAGGGAGAAGAGGCAGUGGAAGAAGAAGAGGGAGAUGAGGAAGAAGAGGGAGAAGAGGAAGAAGAGGGAGAAGAGGCAGUGGAAGAAGAGGGAGAUGAGGAAGAAGAGGGAGAAGAGGCAGUGGAAGAAGAGGGAGAUGAGGAAGAAGAGGGAGAAGAGGCAGUGGAAGAAGAGGGAGAUGAGGAAGAAGAGGGAGAAGAGGCAGUGGAAGAAGAGGGAGAUGAGGAAGAAGAGGGAGAAGAGGCAGUGGAAGAAGAAGAGGGAGAUGAGGAAGAAGAGGAGGAUGAGGAAGAAGGAGUGGAAGAAGAAGAAGAGGAAGAGGAAGGAGAAGAGGGAGUGCAGGAAGAAGAAGAAGAAGAGGAAGAAGAAGAAGAAGAAGAAGAGGAAGGAGAAGGGGAAGAGGGAGAAGAAGAAGGGGAAGAGGGAGAAGAAGGGGAAGAGGGA
Messenger RNA from Manacus vitellinus (golden-collared manakin), 4206 nucleotides. RefSeq names its product retinitis pigmentosa GTPase regulator (gene RPGR). The record is from RefSeq and is a predicted model, not a curated record. The annotation marks the transcript as partial. The transcript has 15 exons. Gene Ontology annotation, molecular function: ubiquitin protein ligase activity. Gene Ontology annotation, cellular component: photoreceptor outer segment. Lineage: Eukaryota; Metazoa; Chordata; Aves; Passeriformes; Pipridae. Gene Ontology annotation, biological process: visual perception; protein ubiquitination; ubiquitin-dependent protein catabolic process.